Daphnia pulex (common water flea) is the source of this 1914-nucleotide messenger RNA. RefSeq names its product NCK-interacting protein with SH3 domain-like. Gene Ontology annotation, biological process: endocytosis. The transcript has 6 exons. Gene Ontology annotation, molecular function: protein binding; Arp2/3 complex binding. Bases 273 to 1841 code for a protein of 522 amino acids. The record is from RefSeq and is a predicted model, not a curated record. NCBI's taxonomy places the organism in Eukaryota, Metazoa, Arthropoda, Branchiopoda, Diplostraca, Daphniidae.
AAAAACGUAAGAUGGCAGCCUGAUCGAUUUAUUUUCUAGCAGACGACUAAACAAACUGAACUGUCCCUGCUGAGUUGUUUGUUUUUUGACACCCCCAAAGAUUUUCUCGUAAAUAUUACUCUUCAAGUGAAACGGUAUUUUGUGAUUUUCUCUUCGCGUUAACGAAUAUCCGAUAUUUGAUUUCCUAACAGUUCACAGGUUCAGCAUGCAUUAUUAUCUCUAAGGCAGCUCUGAGAUCACCAAUAAUCUGAUAAUUUGUUUUUCAACGUAAGAUGCUACGAGCAAUGUACGAUUUCCAAGCGCCGUACGACAGUACACUGACAUUUGCUGAAAAUGAUCUUUUCGUGGUGUUGAAAAGAAACAACAAGGAUCACGAAUGGCUCCACGUUAUCAAACUGAACGGAGAGAAUGGCUAUGCACCUGCCAAUUACCUCACGGCAGCCGAUUGUACCAAGAUAGAAGAAAUCAAACACAUUGAUGAUAUUCUAGUUCGGAUUGCUUCUAGACGCACAGUCAGUCGUGACCAGGUGGCCGUCGUUGAGAACCUCAAGGAGUCGCGAGAAAAACUGGAAAAAGAACUGGAAGAUUUAGCAGCGAAACAAAUGUACGAAUUGACCUCACUAGUCCGCCAGAACACGAAAUGCACGUUCCGGCAAGCGCAAGGAGCCAUACUCGAAACUUUGAAAUACUUUCAAGAGAACGUUCUUCCGAUCCCGGACGGAAUCGAUCGCAUUUUGAAUACUGACACGGAGAAGAUUCCCAUGGAGGUCCGCCACUGCGGAGUAGAUAGUCAACACUUGGAUCGGCUGGUCGGCGCCAUCAUGGAAUUCGCCUCUGAUCAAGAAACUGAUGUCUCGGAAGAAACUUGGAAUGAAAUGUUGAAUCUAAUCACUCACGCCGAUCCCGCUCUGUUGAUUUCUGCUCUUGAACGUCACGAUUGUGCCUUGAUCCUUCAGCUGGUUCACCGUUUGCAAGCCGAAACGUCCUGGAGAAAGCGGAAACCCAUUCUGGCUAUUCUGUUCCACGCCCUGCAGUUACUGCCCACUUUCGUGAACGUGGCCAUCAACUCUGUGCUUCCUUCCGAAUUGGCCAGGGACAUCCAGACGACCUGCACUGUCCAGGACACCAAUAAAGACCGAGUCUACUGGUCGAUCCGAGUUCUCACCGUGACCUUAUGCUGCCGAGAACCUCUGUCUUUCGCCCAGCAAAACGAGCUCGGAGAAAACUUGGUGGAACUUCUAGUCAAUCUGUUGGAAAAUGAAUCCGUAUCGAUAGCCACGACCGAUGAAAGAGAUGACGAAUGUUUGACAAUCACCACGGCAGCCAUGCAUUUGAUUUUAGCCCUUUACCGGCAGUUUAACAUCGUGUCUUUGGAGAACAACCCAGUUCUGCUCUGUCUAGCCAGACGGAGCAUGUGCGACAGCCUGGUCGAAAAGAUCAUAUUACUCUACAAUAGAGAAGAUGAUCCCAUAAAACAAUACGUUGGCGAUGAUGAUAAUCAAACAGACGCUGUCUCCAACUUGAUGCUUGGACUAUUCUCAGGAGCCGAAACUGCCAAAUUGUUUUACACGGCCGAUUUGGAUGUAUUACUCGAUGUCAUUUUAAGACGCCUCGCUGAUUACGGUCCCGGAGAUAAGAGACGGUCCGAUGCCUUGCAGCUAUACUACGCAAUCCAACGGGUCAAAAGUCCGGAAUAUAAGAAACUCGAUUUCGCUAAAUGUUUAAAAGCCAUCAGUGAAGAGUCGGCCAGACUAGGUUCACCUUCUAAAGCUAUGCAACAAGACCACCACAAAAUACUUCAAAUUUAUCACGAGUUUCCCGAUUUUCUGGAUAUGGUUUAAAUCAUUUAAAUACUAAUUCGAAACAAAACAAAAAAACUAGUCCAAAAUACAUAUAACAUGUUUCACCAUCAAA